AUGAAGCUCGAUUCGGCAGGCACCGAGAGUGGGAUUGUGAAUCCUACCUUCUAUCAGGAGCUGAACGAAGAGCAAACGAACUCAGAAGCGGCGGCACGUGAUGUACCGUUGCCGCCGGUUGUCACCGUUUCACAUCCGAUGUACCAGCAACAUCAGCUCAAUGAUGCGUACCGAUAUCGGAAACCAAAGCGGGCCCUUCGGAGGGAGCUGAUGACCAGCGUACGGAAGGUGGAUGCAAAGACGUGCUGCAGUACGGUUUUCCCGCUGACGACCUGGUUGCCGGAGUACUCUUGGAGCAAAGACUUGGUGCGGGAUUUGAUUAGUGGCUGUACGGUGGCAGUGAUGCACAUUCCGCAGGGUAUCGGGUACGCACUGUUGGCCAACGUACCACCGAUCGUCGGCAUCUAUAUGGCGUUCUUUCCGGUGCUGGUGUACUUUUUGUUCGGUACCUCACGCCAUAAUUCAAUGGGAACAUUUGCCGUAGUGUCUAUUAUGGUCGGUAAAACCGUGCUCGCUUACACCGGCACCAGUGAACCCGGCGAACCGCCGCGUACUGCACUGGAUGUAGCAACUGCCGUCUGCUUCGUCGUCGGCAUAAUGCAGCUCAUAAUGUGCAUCUGCCGACUCGGUGUAAUAUCCUUCCUGCUAUCCGAUACGCUCGUUUCCGGCUUUACUACCGGUGCAGCCAUUCACGUCGUAACGUCACAGAUCAAGGACCUGCUAGGAAUAUCGUUACCCACGGUGGGCAGUAUGUUCGAAAUCGUUAAGACGUACAUCGAAAUCUUCAAGGAAAUUGUUAACGUUAACUGGGCCGCAAUCAUCAUCUCAACCAUUACGAUUAUCGUGCUGGUGGUUAACAACGAGAUCCUGAAGCCGAAGGUCGCUAAGCGUAGUGUCAUUCCGAUACCGAUCGAGCUGAUCGCGGUCAUUGCCGGUACAUUGCUGUCAAGGUACCUUGAGUUUCAAGAGAAGUACAGCAUCAAAACAAUCGGAACCAUCCCGACUGGAUUACCUGCUCCGACAUUGCCAGAUUUCAGCCUGAUGCCCUCGAUACUGCUCGACAGCUUCCCGGUGGCGAUGGUCGGCUACACCGUAUCCGUCUCGAUGGCCCUCAUAUUUGCGAAAAAGGAAAACUACGAGAUCGGUUUCAAUCAGGAACUGUUUGCGAUGGGCACCGGUAACGUGUUUAGCUCAUUCUUCUCCUGCUUCCCGUUUGCUGCCUCGCUGUCCCGUUCCUCCAUCCAGUACUCGGUCGGUGGACGGACCCAGAUUGCUUCCGUUAUUUCGUGCGGUUUGCUAGCGAUCGUACUGCUGUGGGUAGGACCGUUCUUUGAACCGCUGCCGCGAUGCGUACUGUCCGGCAUUAUUGUGGUAUCGCUCAAGGGGCUGUUAAUGCAGGUGACGCAGCUGAAAAGCUUCUGGCGCCAGAGCUGGAUCGAUGGUAUGGUGUGGAUACUGACGUUCCUGUCCGUGGUGCUAGUUGCGAUCGAUAUCGGUCUGCUGGUUGGGAUUGUGCUGAGCGUAUGUUGUAUUUUUUUCCGCGCUCUCAAACCGUAUACGUGUCUGCUGGGGAAUGUACCAAACACCGAUAUCUAUCUGGAUGUGAAUCGUUACGAUGGGCUGAUCCAACACGCCGGUAUAAAGAUAUUCCACUACUGUGGUGCGCUGAAUUUCGCUUCCCGUGCCGCCUUCAAAACAACGAUCUGUGAAACUCUUGGCAUUAAUCUUACCGAGGAGAUCAAGCGCCGAAAAGAUCCGGACUGGAAGCCAACCAUGGAGCAGGCCUGCCGGGUGCUGGUACUGGACUUUACCUCCCUCAGCUCCAUUGACCCGUCCGCUAUCGGAACCUUCAAGGCGUUGGUGCGGGAAUUCGAAGUGCUGGACAUCCAGACCGUUCUAGCCGGGUGUCAACCACCCGUCUUCGAAGUGAUGCAAAGGUGUGAAUUAAUAGGCGACAUCGGCAAACCGUACUGUCGGGUGUUUACCUCCGUGCAUGACGCUGUACAAUAUGCGCGGGAAUAUGUAGGAAGUGGUUCCAUCAGUGGGAGCGUCGUUUCCGAAGCUACCGGGAUUGUGUAG
Molecule: messenger RNA, 2079 nt
Organism: Anopheles maculipalpis
Lineage: Eukaryota; Metazoa; Arthropoda; Insecta; Diptera; Culicidae
Product: solute carrier family 26 member 10-like
Exons: 6
Coding region: 1-2079 (692 amino acids)
Biological process (GO): transmembrane transport
Cellular component (GO): membrane
Molecular function (GO): sulfate transmembrane transporter activity; chloride transmembrane transporter activity; oxalate transmembrane transporter activity
Source: RefSeq, a predicted model, not a curated record